Molecule: messenger RNA, 756 nt
Organism: Cottoperca gobio
Lineage: Eukaryota; Metazoa; Chordata; Actinopteri; Perciformes; Bovichtidae
Gene: hoxa9b
Product: homeobox A9b
Exons: 2
Coding region: 1-756 (251 amino acids)
Biological process (GO): regulation of transcription by RNA polymerase II; embryonic skeletal system morphogenesis; DNA-templated transcription
Cellular component (GO): nucleus
Molecular function (GO): DNA-binding transcription factor activity, RNA polymerase II-specific; RNA polymerase II cis-regulatory region sequence-specific DNA binding
Source: RefSeq, a predicted model, not a curated record
AUGUCGACGUUAGGAACGAGCUAUUACAUUGAAACGCCUGUUCUUCCCGAGCAUGAAGAUAUGACACCGAGGUACUCGUCAACUGCAGGGGUGGAGCAGGCGAUGCUCACCGAAUAUGGCGGACAGGAAUCUUGCCCUUUGCAGACGAAAUCUUCUAUUUUUGGUGGAUCUUGGAGUCCCAUCGCGGCCCACCCUCCAAAUACAGCCACUCCGACCUAUAUACAUCACCACUACACGAGCGGGGACAACGAUGGCAUGUUUACGCGCUCCUGGGCGUUGGAUCCGGUCUCUGCGUCCCUGUGUUUGACGGGAUUACCAUCGACAGCCAUGCAUUAUGAGAUAAAACCCGAGCCUCGGAUUGGGAGUGCUGAUUGUACAACUUUGGAGACACACACACCUCUUUUGUCUGACAUUGAAAACGGAGCGUCCCUUGCGGAGAUUCCCUGCCAAACCACAUCCACGUCUAAAGCCACUGGAGAGAGCCCGUCAGCAGAGGACAAGAGGGAGAUAGUUGCAAAUAACCCAUCGUCCAACUGGCUUCACGCAAAGUCCACCAGAAAAAAGCGUUGUCCAUAUACAAAGUAUCAAAUCCUCGAACUGGAAAAGGAGUUUCUGUUUAACAUGUACCUCCCGAGGGAUCGUAGAUAUGAAAUAGCGAGAGUCCUGAGUUUGACCGAGAGACAGGUGAAAAUCUGGUUUCAGAACCGCAGGAUGAAGAUGAAGAAAGAAAACAAAGACCGGCGAAGAGACAGUUAA